This is a messenger RNA of Aspergillus pseudotamarii, 1068 nucleotides long. RefSeq lists its product as uncharacterized. The record is from RefSeq and is a predicted model, not a curated record. NCBI's taxonomy places the organism in Eukaryota, Fungi, Ascomycota, Eurotiomycetes, Eurotiales, Aspergillaceae. Bases 1 to 1068 code for a protein of 355 amino acids. The transcript is spliced from 9 exons.
AUGGCUCACCCGGGAGUCGGACAGGUGGUUGGAUGGUACAUCUGUACGAUUGUCGCUUGUGCCUUCUUCGUUACACGGUUAGUUGUGCGAUGGCGGAGGUUCAGCAAGUUUUACGUCGACGAUUACCUCGUCGCGGCGGCUUGUCUGUGUUUGAUCGGUGAUCUGAUCAUCCAGCAUUUCAUGUUCAAUUGGGGCAUGACGGACAUGGCCAAUGCGUCAAAAUCGGAUAUGAUCAAUAUGAUGAAGAUGAUCAUUCCAGGAUCUACUCUCUAUGUGACUUCUCUAUGGUUGAUCAAGGCUGGCAUGGUUUGCUUCUACAAACGUCUGGCGGAUCGAACCCACUACCAACGCAUCUACAACGUCGUCCUCGCCUUACUUGCCGCGACGUGGCUCACCAUCUUCCUUAACAUCAUCUUCAAGUGCUUUCCUGUCGACCGCAUUUGGGAUAUGGAUAACCCGGACCGGGCAUGUUCCAGCAAACAGAGUCGGAUCAAUUACUGGAUCACCAUCUUGUUUAACAUCUUCAGUGAUGUAAUCAUUAUCUGUCUCCCGAUCUCCCAAGUGCUCCGAAUCCGUAUGCCAUUCAAGCAAAAGCUCGGCGUGAUGUCCAUCUUCCUGCUGGGUAUCCUCGUCGUCAUCACCAGCAUAAUCCGCGCAAUCUUCGCCUGGCAAAACAAACAAAUGAUAACCUGCACAGUCUCAAUGAUCGAAACGGCAAUCGCCAUAAUCGCCAACUCACUCCCCGUCCUCCGGACUCUUUUUUUUGGUUCGAAGUCCCGCAGCGGGACAUACUACAACAACAGCAGCCGAGCAUACGAGCUCUCCCACUCCAAUGGUCCCGGGAAACAGGGGCCCCUGAAUAAAGUGACGGCGUCUGUGGCGUCGCAUGCUGCUACGGAUGGGCAUGGUACGCCUACGGGGCUGUCGAGACACGAUUCCGAGGAUGAGUUGGUGAAGGAUGCUGCUUGUUCGCCGGUGGAUGAUCAUGCGGGUAUCUCGGUUACGACGGAGUAUCAUGUUUUUCAUGGGAGGUAUUCGUCGCCGAGUGUUAAUGGUAGACAGCAUUGA